AAUGUAAUAGCGCCCUAAUGUCUCUUCAUACCAAUUAUCCCUGCGCUUCGGGGAUUUUAAAGUCACUAGGAUUUUCGCUCGGGCGUUAUCGUGUCUAGAUAUUCGUGCAUCGUGACUAUCGGUUUAAAUAAUUCAAAAUAUGACCUAGGGCGCUCAAGCGCCAUAAAGAAGAAGAAGAAAUAAUUCAAAAUACUUCAUAUUAUUGUUGUGAUUGAUGUGACAUUGCUGCGAAAAUUGUAUUUUUUUUAUGUAUUAAUCUCACGUUUCAUUUGCUAUGUAGUAGUGUUAAACAGAGGUUCGAAUUGUUUCCUUCUUGUUUGCUAAAAACCUAUGUUAUUUCGCGUAUAGAUUUUAAUUAGACGCUCAAACACGUCUACGUACGUUUAUCCACAUUUUAUUUAUGUAAUUGUUUUAAUAAUUCUCAUCCAUUCACCCACACACACACACACAUCCACAAAGAAGAAGAAGAAGAAGAAAGAUGUGUACGUACACUCAGGAUUGAAGGAUGAUUAAAUUGGACGCGAGCAUUCAUCCGAGUUUGUCGGAGAUGGUGACAGAGAAAUUGCAACGAAAAAAUGUGAUUACGAUCGUGGAUUUUGUCACGACGGAUCCGAUUAAACUGGCAACCUUCACCGGUCUUUCACAUACGGAUAUAUUAGAAGUGAAGAAACACAUAUUGAAGAAUUACAGUGGCACAAAGAGGAAUGCGAUUGAGGUUCUUGCAAUAGAGCGCAGCUAUAUUCCGAUCAAUAUAAAGUGUUUGGAUGAAUUGCUGAAAGGUGGCCUGUAUCCUGGACAAUUGUGCGAAUUAUGCGGGCCAUCAUCCUCUGGAAAGACUCAAUUAUGUUUGACAAUAGCUGCUAAUAUUGCUGUUCAGUCAGACAUCAUUGUAUAUUAUUUUGAUACAAAAAGAGAUUUCACCAGAUUUCGAUACGAAGAGAUUUUAAAGGCAAAAAACUUCAGACAAGAGAUUAUAGAAAACGUACUGCAACGUACAAAAGUCUGUCAUAUACGUUCGUCCCGUGACUUAAUACGAGUUUUGCGCGAAUUAGUAACUUUCUAUAAAACAAGGAAGAAUAAUGUGUCGCUCGAAGAAAAAAGAUUUCCUCUUGUAAUUAUAGAUUCUUUACCAGCAGUUAUCUUUAAGGUAACACGACAAGUGCACCAGCAUGAUCUUGAGACGACAUACGAGCUCGAUGAUUUGGCCGAGGCAUGUCGAUUCCUCACGAGACAAUGCCAUGCAAUCGUGGUCACGGUGAAUUCAGUUACCCAAUGGAAUUCCACCGAUCAAGUAGAUCCUGCCGCCAUAACACCGGCAUUAGGAAGAUACUGGGCGAGGGUACCAGUCACGAGAUUACUGAUAAUAAGACAGCGUAGCGAAAUUCGAAAGAUAACUGUUUGGAAGGAUCUAAGAUCAGACGAGAAAUCCUGCAUUGUGACAGUAAGCGAUGCCGGGAUUACAUCACAAUAAGCCGUCUAUAAGGUCAGUCAAUUGUUAAAUAUUCUAAUUGAUUGUUAUUAAGUAUUAUAUAAAAAUUUGUUAAUUAUAUUAUUAUACCUGUUUAUUUUGUGUUAUACGUUUCUUUUUUUUAUCUUAACUUUUAAAGGAUUAAUAACAGUCAAUAAUGGAGCUACGUUCAAUUUUAUUUCAUCUAGUGUAAUCCUUUUGUCUACUUUGAAUACGAAUGUUCGUAUCAAAGUAGCUAGCAUAACUUUCAUGGAAACCAUUCCAUAUUUCCAUCCUGCAAUUUGAUUAAUCAUAAUAAUAUAUUAAUUUAUCAUGACAUACAUACACAGAUAUCGUAGUA
Formica exsecta is the source of this 1808-nucleotide messenger RNA. RefSeq names its product DNA repair protein RAD51 homolog 4 (gene Rad51D). Gene Ontology annotation, cellular component: replication fork; centrosome; Rad51B-Rad51C-Rad51D-XRCC2 complex. Gene Ontology annotation, biological process: reciprocal meiotic recombination; telomere maintenance; double-strand break repair via homologous recombination. The record is from RefSeq and is a predicted model, not a curated record. Lineage: Eukaryota; Metazoa; Arthropoda; Insecta; Hymenoptera; Formicidae. Gene Ontology annotation, molecular function: ATP hydrolysis activity; four-way junction DNA binding; ATP binding. The transcript is spliced from 6 exons. The coding region runs from base 506 to 1471 and encodes 321 amino acids.